Molecule: messenger RNA, 6489 nt
Organism: Nycticebus coucang (slow loris)
Lineage: Eukaryota; Metazoa; Chordata; Mammalia; Primates; Lorisidae
Gene: CCDC82
Product: coiled-coil domain containing 82
Exons: 7
Coding region: 4711-6285 (524 amino acids)
Cellular component (GO): nucleus
Source: RefSeq, a predicted model, not a curated record
CGGUGCGGGGCUGGCUCCCGGCGGGAACUAGCUCCUGCUCCUCCCCUAAACUGUUUAUUAGAGAGGCGGGAAAGCCGCGCCUCCUGGCGGGCCGCGAGAAAAUCUCCGCGGGCGCUUUCUGAGCGGGCUGUUUGGCGCCCCGCGGUCUUUCCUCUGCUGACUGUUCUGCUGGACAGAGUUGCGGUGGGCGCGGCGCCUUCUAUUUCCGCUCUCGUGAGGUGCUCGGAACUGAUGCUUGGAGCUUGUCCGUGAUCUCUCGGGUUUCUGGCCUUUCCAGACCCAUGUUUAUUUUCUGCAUGCAGAACCCUUUUGGGGUCUGGGGGCUUCUGUUGCCCUGAGCACGUCAUUGCGACGCUCUGUUAGAGAGUCCGGUUUCCUAGCUACCGUGCCCUCCCUCCUGGAGACCGAGUGACGGCGCGGGGACCGGAGGCGGGCUGCGCAGAGUGCUGCGUCCCGCCGAAGAGUCAGGUUUGUAAUUGAAAAUCACCCUCUCGGGUGUUAACUCCCAAGAGGAUCUGUUCCUUCGUCUGCCUCUCAUCCCUACUGGAUUGGGCGAACCACCUUCGUUAUUACAGAUUUUAAUGAAUAACCUAGUUAUCCCGGAUGACAACCUGGCAGGAAUCGCUUUGUGAAAUUGUGGAAUAUUGGACCAUGAUUCUAAGUGGGAGAGAUUGGCUUCCCUUUCUUUCUUUCCUAUUUCUGUGAUGUUGUGCUGUCCUCUUUUCCAGCCAAUAGAAGGACUAAACUAACUACGGCAGUAUGAUAAGAACUUACUCAGAAUUGUAUAUUAUAGCCCUCAAGUCGUGUAUUAUGCUGGCUUGUUUCUGGUGCCCCCAGUAACUUCAUCAGAUUGUGAGCUCCUUGGGAGCAGAGACCGUGUUGUUCACUUUGUCUAGGAACACCCACCCCUGAGUAUGUCGUGGCAUUUUGGUAGAUAUUCAAAAAUUUGUUUGGUUUAUUGAUGUUUCCUCUCCAAAUUGCCAUAUAAAAGAAAACAUCAAGGAGGGGUGAUAAUUUAUAAAUAGGAAUGCAUCCCUUCUUCUGGAAUUUCAAAUAAUGGCCCAGAGUGCCAGUGCCUAAGGGUGUCAACUACCACCUGCAUUGCUUAUACAGCAAGUAGGUGAUUUCUAGGAUGAAUCUUUUCUCGAGUAUGAAUUCACUUCAGUUUAGAAAAAAGAUUUUUCUUCAGAUGAGAAACUCAAAUUUCAUCAGCAGAGUACCUUUUAGGUAUGGAGUUACUGUGUUAGAGAAAGAACACAAUAUGGAUUAUUUUUUGGCAGACAGCAUAGCUGUGUAUGUGCUUCUUAAAUGAUUAUUAACUAUGAAGUACAAAGUAAUAGUAUUGAUCGUCUUCAUUCACUUAUUUAAUGCUUUCUGUCUGGAAUCUCUUUGUUUUUCUCUUUUCCUAAAGGUAAGGUAUCAUUACAGAAGCUUGAUAAAAUUCUCAUUUUGGGAAACUGAGUGUAUAUUCAGCAUAUAAAGAAGUUACAUCCAUUUGCAUGGAUUCUUUUUUGAGUUAAUUCUGAAGGCCAAGAGAUGUCUUACCCAUCAAACUAGCUUUUCCUUCUCAUUUCUCUUCCCACAUUCACUCACUUUGACCCUGUGUCAUCAUUCUUCCCUCCCCAGCUAAUGUAGUAAAGACAUCCACAAUUAAAAAGAGGAGCCAACCACCAUUCAAAUUAUCUUUUUGUUUUCAAUAACAGAAUUUUCUGCCUUUUUAAUAUUAAUGGCAAUUUUGAAAUAUAGGAAAGACUUUUGCUUUAUUGUAUCUACUGCAAACAUUUGCCAAAUGAAAAUUGAUUUAAUUUAAAUAAAUUUGCCUCCUCAAGCAUUCAAAUCCUGCAGUUUCCCAAAAAAAUAUUUUUCUCAUCAGACUUUCUUUGAAAUUUUUACUUUUAGGCUCAUUGGGGACUCCCUUAUAUUUUGUGGUCAGUUUCAUCAAUAAGAUGGUAGAGGGAAGUCUGCAAAUUUUCAUCUCUUUUGCACAUUCUUUUCUUGCCUAGUGAAAAAAUAAUUUCCAGAAGUUUCUGGCCUAACUCAUGUGCACUAAAAUUCAGUUACCAUUGUAAACAAAGCAUGCUUGUAAACUCUAAACCAUUUUAAUUUUCUGAAACUAAAAUUUAGCAUGAAUGAGAGAUUAAAUAAUGACUUUUUAAAGGCUUAAUCUUUACUACUUGUGCAAAUAUGAUAUUGGCAGCAGUCAUUGUGUAGCACUGGACGGGGAAUCAGGAGACCUGGUUUCUAAUCCCUGCUGUCACUAACAAGCUGUGUGAUCUUCGGUAAGUCAUUUAAACUCUAUGUCCUUGGCUUUGAUAUUUACAAAUCUCCUGAGAUCAUUGUCAGGAUUUAAAAAUAAAUAUGAAAAUGCACUGAAAAUGCACUUUAAAAAAUUUUAAAGCUUAACUGUUUGUAGUCAUGAGUCUCUUUAAUAGUGUGGCAUCCUCAAUCUUUUCUACCAGUGUCAUAGAAAUAACCAAUUUAUAUAACAAAUAAAUAUCUUUUAGACAUGUUAUAGUUUUGUAAUAUAAUCAUCUAUGUGUAUACGAAUAUGCUUUGGGGUACUAAUAAAAUCACCUACUGUCCUUAUUUGCUUUAUUGUAUCUACUGCAAACAUUUGUCAUUUUUUUCAUUAUUUCUCCUAACUUAAGCAGGUUUACUAGAAAGCUUUACUUUCUUAUUACAGUGUAAUGCAUUUGCACAUGUGCACAAUUAGCUUAUACAAAUUUAUAUAUGUUUAAAAAUAUGUCUUUGUACUGUGUUACUUCAAAAUAUAAAUUGCCUAGUUUAUAUCAUGCUUAACCAAAAAAACAGUAAUCUGUUUAAAAUCUGGAAGUGAGUGGACAAGAUAGAAUAUACAAAAAUCAUACUUUGAAGAGUUGUAUAAGGAAUCUUAAAAAGGGUCAUUUUGACCAAUUAUAUCAGAUCACAAAGUUUUCAUCUUUGCUGAUUUUAAUGUCAGCCUUUAUAAGAUACAACCCAAGUAUAAUUUUAAAUAACAAAACUAUUUAGUCUGUUGGCUAGAAUAUAUUAGAUUGCUAUUACAUUACUGAUUCUAUCUUGUAGUAGUUACUGUCAUUAAAAGCUGCUCGGGAGGCUGAGGCAAGAGAAUCAGGUAAGCCCAAGAGCUGGAGGUUGCUGUGAGCCGCGUGACGCCACGGCACUCUACCGAGGGCGGUACAGUGAAACUCUGUCUCUACAAAAAAAAAAAAAAAAAAAAGUUAUACUUAAGCCUAUACUAUAAAAAUAAAUUCUGAUAUAUAAUUAGUAGGCCCUGUUGUUCUGAUUUUAUGUGAGGUGUUAGCAUUAUAGAAGCAGUCUCAUUGCCUUGUAAACCCUAUAGAAUUUGUACUAUCAUAACUGAGACAGGUGAAUUAAGUGGAUGUUGAAGCCACUCUUUGGGAUAAAAAUGAAGUGUGAUUAUGUUCAUAUUUUUAUUUUUAUUUUUGAUACUAUGGUUUAUUAAAAAAACAACAACUCCAAGAACAUUCUGUGCUGUGGUGGAUGUACCGGAAUAAUCAGCUUCAUGAGGUGAUUUCUUUGAAGGGGAUAGCGCUCAAUUCAAUAUGUAAGCUCUUAUAUAUCUAUUAUGAGGUCAGUCUCAUUACAUUGUGAUCAUAUUUCUAUUUCUUAGCAACCAUAGAAGUACAUAAGUGUUGCUGAUUUACUGUUUUUCUGGUUAUCUUACCUGUUGCUAAUUGUUCUUUUAAUAUAUGCUUGUGAUAAUUUUAAUGGAAUUCACACUUUUCUAAAUCAGAAACUGAUGGCUUUUAUUUUCCUUCCCAAUGCCAUGCUCUGCUUUGCCAUGACACUUUAUUUUUUUCACCUGACUACAUUAUUGGCUUGUUAGUAAGUUUUCCAUUGGAUUAUAUUGUACCCUGAACUUUAACAAUGGCUUAUAAAGCCAUUACCAUUUUACUGGAGUAUACAAUCUUAGUGGACAGGUGAUCUCUCAAUUUUGCACUCUUUUGUUCUGUCUCUUACUUACUACUUUAUUACUUUCCUCAUUGUAAAUUGAUUGAUCCUAUAUAACUCCACCUCCAAGAUAAAUCAUCAUGGUAAUCCCAUCCUACUUUUUCACCCUGUAUCCUUUUUCCAGAAUACAGUUUUUUCAUACAUUUUUAUUCACCCUCAUUUCCUAAACACACCAUGUUCUUUCUCAGCGGUAAAGUUUAGCCCUUACCAUUCUUGCCUUCCCCAAAUCCCUUUUUCAUUAUUUCUGUCAAAGUAUAAUCAAUCCUUCAGAAUUAUAUCAGAUCACAUCUGUUUAAGAUAAUCUUCAAGUGAAGAACUUGCUUCUGAUCUUCCUGCAUCUUUACACGUUGAUCGCACUUAUUCUUACCUUCUAUUUGGUACUAAAUGAAUAUUACCAUGAAUUUUUCUUAUUAUAUGUUUGUAUGUUUUAGUUCUACACAUAGAUAAUAAUCUUCUGAGGGACAAGAUUAUAAUUUCUUUCUUGUAUAUUCCUUUCAGCACAACAUAUAGCAUAAUUUAGAAUAGAUGCUCAUAUAAUUAUUUCAUAGAUGUUCAGUAAAUUAUUUGUUGAAUAACUGUUCUGCAAUCUUCACUCAGAUAUUUCAUGUGAUUUUGCCUUUGUGAACCAUUUAAUAAAGUCAAAUAAAUGUAAUUUGUUCCAUAAAUGCAUUCAUUGCUGUAAUCUGGUUAUCAUUGUUAUAUUCCUAAUAACUUUAUUUUGUAGAAGCUUAAGUGAAAAUGGUACAUGUUAGAAGACAUGAAACAAGGAAAAAUUCUAAAACUCAAGUGCCUGAGCAGAAAUCUCGAGUUGAUUGGAGGCGAACUAAAAGAAAUAGUAUCUCACAAUUAUUUGAUAGUGAUGAAGAGCUUGAUAGUGAUGAAGAUGUGGAUAGUGAAGAACUUGAUAGUGAUGAAAGUGUUGAUAAUAAUGAAGGCUUUGAUAAUGAAGAACUUGAUAGUAACAAGGGGCUUGAUAGUAAUAAAGCACCAGAAAAUAAAAGAGAAUUUAAAUUAAGCAAAGUUGAAAGUGACGGAAACGACAGUAAGGAUCUCAUUAACUCUGGCAACAGUUCAACAUAUGAAGAAGAAAUGAACAAAACAAGACUUAGGAAUGUUGAUUUACCAGAUCAGGAAAAACAUCCAAGUCAAGAGAAUACUGAUCUGUGCACACACACUGGCCAAAUAAUAGAGGAGGAUUUAGAAGAAGAACACAUCAAGCGAGGGAAAAGAAAAAGGAUAUCUUCUGUGAUGUAUGACAGCGAUGAGAGUGAUGACAGUGAUAUCCUGGUUAGAAAAGUAGGUGUUAAACGUCCGCGUAGAGUGGUUGAAGAUGAAUGUUCCUCAGUGGAAAUGGAACAAAAUAACCCUGAGAAAACAUUAGCUGCAAGAAAGCGAGAACAACUUCAGAAGCUGAAAGAACUCUCAAAACAAAGAUCUCGUCAGAGACGCAAUAGUGGUAGAGAUUUUGAGGACUCUGAAAAGGAAUCCUGCCCAAGCAGUGGUGUUGAAGAGGAAGAAGAGGACGAUGAUUAUGAAUAUGAUGAAGAUGGAGAUGAUUAUAUUAUUGAUGACUUUGUAGUGCAAGAUGAGGAAGGUGAUGAAGAAAAUAAAAACCAACGAGGAGAAAAGUUGACUACAUCACAACUGAAAUUAGUAAAACAGAAUUCCCUUUAUUCUUUUAGUGACCACUAUACUCACUUUGAAAGAGUUGUGAAGGCUCUUCUGAUCAAUGCUUUAGAUGAAUCUUUUCUGGGAACAUUGUAUGAUGGCACUAGGCAAAAAUCAUAUGCCCAAGAUAUGUUGACAUCUCUUCAUUAUUUGGAUAACCGCUUUGUUCAGCCUCGUCUAGAGAGUUUAGCUUCUAGAAGUCGUUGGAAAGAGCAAUAUAAGGAACGGGUAGAAAAUUAUUCUAACGUAAGUAUCCGUGAGAAGAAUACUGAACACUGUUCCUGCCAAGCUUGUGGAUUGCAUCGCUACUGUAGAUAUUCAGUGCAUUUAUCAGGAAAGUUGUAUAACACCAGAACCAUGGAAACAGAUGAUUUCAUGUCACAUGAUAAACAGGUAUUUACUGUUGGCAGAAUUUGUGCUAAUCGUACCAGAAUUUAUCAUAAACUGAAGCAUUUUAAAUUCAAACUGUACCAGGAAUGUUGCUCAAUUGUAAAGACAGAAGAAGUUGAGGAUGAACAGGUUAAAGAAACAGUGGAACGAAUUUUCAGUCAGUUAAAAGAAAGUGGCUGGAUUAAGGAGAAAUACGGUCAACUUGAAGAAUAUCUCAAUUUUGCGGAUUACUUUCAAGAUGAGAAGUUUGACUGAAUUGUAACACAUUUCCUUCAGAGAAGAUUUUAUAAAUUAUUGUAAAUGUGAAGAUCAUGAAUCUUGUUUCUCUAUAUCAUGUGGUGAAUUUAUAAAUUUUAUGUACAUCUUCAUGGCAAAAUAUCUUGUUUAAAACAUAUGUUCAUCUUAAUUCCCAUGACAUGGCACUCUACAGUCUAAUAAAACUUUUACCUGAUGUACAUA